AUGCCGCAGCCUGUCGUCGUCGCCAUCGCCGCCCCCGACGAGCACGCGCCGCUGCAGCUGAACCUGAUCCCGCGCCUUGCGCGCAAGCAGUCGCAGCGCGAGAUGCCCGCGGCCAUCAAGGCGCCGCCGCUCACGCCCGUGCGCGUGGAGCCGCUGCGCUGGUCGACGGCGUCCUCCUCGCUCUCCUUCCUGAGCAACAUCGACCGCCUCGAGAUCAACGAGACCGUGGAGCGCAACGGCGUGACCUACUACGCGCUGGAGGUGUUCCAGUUCCACUACAACUCGCGCCUGCCCACGAAUGUCAACAACCCGCGCAUGGCGGUCACGCGCCUGUCCGACGCCAGCGAGACGCGCGAGCCCGACUUCCGCGUGGAGCGCCGUUACUCCGACUUCGCCAAGCUGCGCCAGCAGAUCAAGCUCUGGACGUGCCCCAACUCGCAGUUCACGUGCCAGUACUGCUACGAGUACGGCCGCUACAUGCGCUUCAAGCUGCGCCAGCCCCGCCUGCUCGUGUCGCUCACGGCCAAGAACGUCGAGAAGCGCAAGGAGAUCCUGCAGGAGUUCAUGACGGACUUCGUCGACCUCGCGCAGAACCCCUCCAAGAACACGGUGCACCGCUGCGAGGCCCACCAGCACGUGCCGGCCUUGCUCGAGUCGUUCCUCCGGGAUUGA
Phytophthora sojae is the source of this 672-nucleotide messenger RNA. RefSeq lists its product as hypothetical. Gene Ontology annotation, molecular function: phosphatidylinositol binding. Lineage: Eukaryota; Oomycota; Peronosporomycetes; Peronosporales; Peronosporaceae. The coding region runs from base 1 to 672 and encodes 223 amino acids. The record is from RefSeq and is a predicted model, not a curated record. The transcript has a single exon.